Molecule: messenger RNA, 1258 nt
Organism: Carica papaya (papaya)
Lineage: Eukaryota; Viridiplantae; Streptophyta; Magnoliopsida; Brassicales; Caricaceae
Product: B3 domain-containing protein Os01g0723500-like
Molecular function (GO): DNA binding
Source: RefSeq, a predicted model, not a curated record
UGUUCCAGCUCUGUACGAUGGUUGGAGAUAUAGGCAAAAAGCCUUCCUUUUUCAAGGUUUUGAUUGGUGACUUCUCUACCCAGUUGCAAAUUCCGCCAGCAUUUGUCAAGUAUGUCAACAGUGUUGUACCUCAAAACUUCCAACUUUGUAAUCCUGACGGGAUUUGUUUUCCUGUUGUUGUGGAAAGGGUUGAGGGAAAUUUAUACUUUAAGAAUGGUUGGAGGAAAUUUGUGCAAGAUAAUUCUCUGGAAUUGGGAGACUUUCUAGUUUUUCUAUAUGUGGGGAAUUCAAGAUUUGAUGUUGAAUUAUAUGGAAGAGAUUGCUGUCAGAAGGAGAUCUCCAUGAGUACUAGGAGACAUCCCAAACCUCUUUCCUGCAAUGAAACUAGAAACAUAGACAAAGCUGCUAGUGGAAGUCGACCCAGAGAGAAGAGAUAUGGUGAAUCAAUGUUGACAUAUGAAAGGAAGAGACAUGAAAAUGCAACGCAGGAACAUGCUAGUAACUUGGAUUCAAGCCCUGUUGUCAAAUUCAGCAACUCCAAAAAGAGAAUUGUUGAUCUGGACUCUCCACUUGCUGAAGGAGAUACGCAAGCUGAAGCAAAGAUAACUAACGUAGUUUCUAUUGAUUCUGACGGUUCUGGUGAUGAUCUGAAUGGAACACCUAACUCCAAGAAUCAAGAACCUUUAUGUCAGAUAGCUCCGGUAGUGACUUCUAAUGUUCUUGGACAAGCUAGCCCUGCAUUCAAAUCAGAGUAUCCAAGGUUCCAAGUUGUCAUGAGAAGUGCAUAUGUGCGAAAUGGGUAUUUGCAUAUUCCGUUAGGCUUCAAACAUCAUUCUUGGGUGCGUGACAAAGAAAGUAUUAUGCUUCGGGUUUCAAAUAAAUUAUGGCCUAUCAAGGUGAGUGUUUACUACGGCGGGUGGAUUAGGUUCCUUACUGGUUGGCGUAGAUUUGUGACUGAGAAUUCUUUGCAAAUUGGGGAUACUUGUGACUUCGAAUUGAUUCCUGGUAAAAAUGCAGUGCUAAAUGUUUCCAUUUCGAGGCGCAGAAGUUAGAUGGCUUUAUGAAUUAGCAUGUUAAUAGAGAGAAACGAAAUUUGGUUGGAUGCCCUUUUGUACAGAAACACAACUCAUGGUGAAAUGAGUAAUUAUUUACAAAUAUUGAUCAAAAGGAGAUAGGGAAGACUAGGAUUGUAAUAUUCUUUAUUUCUUAGUGGUGAAUUGAUUUCUUUGUUCUUUCGCUCUUCUCAGAUGAAAUUGAA